AUGACAGGUGUGCUAACACUUGAAACCAUGGCCAGUGGAGAGGGAUGUGGGCCAAGGAACUGUGUGGUGUGUGGAGACCGGGCCACAGGCUAUCAUUUCCAUGCCCUGACUUGUGAGGGCUGCAAAGGCUUCUUCAGGAGAACAGUCAGCAAAACCAUCGGUCCCAUCUGCCCCUUCUCUGGAAGCUGUGAGGUUAGCAAAGCCCAGAGACGCCACUGUCCAGCCUGCAGGUUGCGGAAGUGUCUAAACGCUGGCAUGAGGAAAGACAUGAUACUGUCAGCAGAAGCCUUGGCGUUGCGGCGAGCCAGGCAGGCACAGCGGCGGGCACAGAAAGCAUCCUUGCAAAUGAGUCAGGAGCAGAGAGAGCUGGUCCAGACCCUCCUGGGGGCCCAUACUCGCCACGUGGUCCCCAUGUUUGACCAGUUUGUGAAGUUCAGGCCUCCAGAUUACCUGUUCAUCCAUCACCGGCCCUUCCCUCCUCUGGUCCCCGUGAGGCCUCUGCUCACACACUUUGCAGAUAUUAACACUUUCAUGGUGCAGCAGAUUAUCAAGUUCACCAAGGACCUGCCCCUUUUCCGGUCCCUACCCAUGGAGGACCAGAUCUCCCUUCUCAAGGGGGCAGCUGUGGAAAUACUGCAUAUCUCACUCAACGCUACUUUCUGUCUUCAAACACAGAAUUUCUUCUGUGGGCCUCUUUGCUACAAAAUGGAAGAUGCAGCCUAUGUAGGGUUCCAGGGGGACUUUUUGGACUUGGUCAUUCGCUUCCAUGGGACAUUGAAACGACUGCAGCUCCAGGAACCUGAGUACGUGCUCCUGGCUGCCAUGGCCCUCUUCUCUCCAGGUGAUUUCAUCUCAGACAGGCCUGGACUGACCCAGAGAGAAGAGAUUGAUCAGCGGCAAGAGGAGAUGGCACUGAUCUUGAACAACUACAUUAUGGAACAGCAGUCAAGGCCCCAAAGUCGGUAGGUAGGAGGCUGGGGGCUCAGGAAGGAGACUGGGGGCUCAGAGGCUGCCUUGGGGGAAGGAAGGGAUCUGAGAAACAUUGAGAUCAGGAUGAAUGUAUUUUACUGCUGUUUCCUUUGGGAAACCAAGUACUUAGGAAUCCAGGCCUUCCCUUGGGCCACCCCUAUCACACAUAGUUCCAGUAUCCAAAUUAUUCAUACUGCUGUUCCAUCUCACUUUUCCAAGGUUUUUUGUUUGUUUGUUUGUUUUUUAUUCAGUAGAGAUGCAAAGUAGUAGCUCUUGGCCUGUGUAUGAUAGCAUUCCUGAGAUUGGUGAUAUCCAUCACCUCACCUCUCCAACUUUUCCAAACUAAAGCAAAAUUUCCAAAAUCUUGUUCAUUCUUCUUUUUGGCCCUCUCCUCUCCCUUGGGUCAGUUCCUUGAAUUUUUCAGUUCCGUUUGAAGUCACGGUCAUUCACAGUUUCGUGGACAAAGCCUGUCCCUAGUUCAGUCGUCCAGGCUCUGAAGUUCAUGCCACUUCUGUUCUGCUCACUCCUUGAUAAAUCAGUUUGCUAAGAGGUGGAUGCUUUUACCAUCGAACAACACGCCCACCUCCUAGAACUCCAUCUAGAAGGCCCCACCUUUAGAUUCUAUAUAGCUGAAGUUCUGGCCAAGUCUAGCCAUUCCUUUACACUUGACCUCUAAGCCCUGGGCUCAGGAAAAACUAGGCACAAAGAAGGAAGACAAUGUUGACAGAAGCCCUCUUGGGGACUUCUGAAAUUUUUCAGAUAUGGUUUGUGCCAUCCACAGCAUGAUUCUCCAAUGUUCAGACUUAGCCUCCUUGAGGGACAGUUCAGGGGACGGGAGACUCAGGACAAGACUCCCAGUUGCCUCAUUUCCCUCUUCUUUCCCUGGUAACCCUACUACUCCCUCCAAAGGUUUCUGUACCCAAAGCUGAUAGGCCUGCUGGCUGAGCUCCGGAGCAUAAACAAUGGAUACUCAUAUGAAAUCCAGCGCAUCCAGGGACUGUCUGCUAUGAUGCCACUGCUUGGGGAAAUCUGCAGCU
This is a messenger RNA of Peromyscus californicus insignis, 2006 nucleotides long. RefSeq names its product nuclear receptor subfamily 1 group I member 3 (gene Nr1i3). The transcript is spliced from 7 exons. Gene Ontology annotation, biological process: positive regulation of transcription by RNA polymerase II; cell differentiation; negative regulation of transcription by RNA polymerase II. Lineage: Eukaryota; Metazoa; Chordata; Mammalia; Rodentia; Cricetidae. The record is from RefSeq and is a predicted model, not a curated record. Bases 1 to 966 code for a protein of 321 amino acids. Gene Ontology annotation, molecular function: nuclear receptor activity; RNA polymerase II cis-regulatory region sequence-specific DNA binding; zinc ion binding.